UUAAUAUUUAGUCUAAAAAAAGUCGUCAACGGGCUAACAUCGAAGUUUGGUCAGAAAACAGAAAAGAGAACAAAGUAAAAUGGGUUGUGCAACGGCAACGAUCAAAUAUCUAGUAUUCCUGUUCAACGCUUUAUGCGCGUUGCUCGGCAUUGGUGUGAUUGUGGUCAAUUCGAUUGCACUCAAAGAUGUCGCCAAUGAGACACGUCCCGUACUCAUAUUCUUCAUUGUGAUCGGUUCGAUUGUAUUUCUGAUUUCCUUCUUCGGUUGCUGUGGUGCCAUCAAAGAGAGCUCUUGUCUAACAUGGAUGUAUGCCAUUAUUAUGCUGAUCAUACUGAUCCUCUCCUGCGUGCUGUGCUUCGUUUAUGUCCACCACAUUGACGAUGAGCAGUUGGCAAGGAGUCAAUUGAACAACGCCUGGGCUCAGCAAAAGAAUGGCACCGAUGCCAUGACCUUCUAUCAGAAGACUUUCAAGUGCUGUGGUAUUACUGGCCCCAAUGACUAUACCAAGGCCAAUCUGACGACACCCGAAAGUUGUUAUGCUGCCAACACUAAUGGAACCGCAACAACAAGUCACUCGGUUUACCCCGACGGCUGUUUAACUAAAUUGAUCGCUUUCUAUGACGACGCCUUGAAGUUCGUUAGGGUCUUUGGCUGGAUUUUGAUAGCCGUUGAGGGUGCCGCCUUCGUCUUUGCCACCGUUUUGGGUAUCACAUUCAACAACGAGCAACGUCGUUCCAGAUAUUAAGUACUUUUUACUUUUAUGUAAUACAAAUCGACAAUAUGUAUAUAUGCGGAAGCAUUCACCAAAAUGUUAUUAGUGUAAAUCAAGUAUUAGCUAAUAAAAAAUUUGUAAUUAAAA
Drosophila sulfurigaster albostrigata is the source of this 859-nucleotide messenger RNA. Its product is annotated as protein late bloomer. Bases 80 to 745 code for a protein of 221 amino acids. The transcript has 5 exons. Gene Ontology annotation, cellular component: membrane. The record is from RefSeq and is a predicted model, not a curated record. Lineage: Eukaryota; Metazoa; Arthropoda; Insecta; Diptera; Drosophilidae.